Messenger RNA from Lingula anatina, 1197 nucleotides. RefSeq lists its product as uncharacterized. Lineage: Eukaryota; Metazoa; Brachiopoda; Lingulata; Lingulida; Lingulidae. The record is from RefSeq and is a predicted model, not a curated record.
UGAAGUAAAAUUUUAUAAGUGGGCAGACAUGAUUUUGUAUAAAUAUCUACUUGGAGGACCAUUUCUCAUUUUAACAACCUAAGUAACUCCUCAGCUAUUCGUGGACAAAGUUCUUGCCUCCAUUAAAGAUGAGGUUAGUCGCGAUGGUGUUGCUGGUUGCCGUUGGAAUGGCCUUCCCUGGUGUGCCUUAUGAGGAAUUUACGCCAGACCUGAUCAUAAAUUCUCUAAUGUACACUCCCUGUGUCUAUUGGAAAGUGAUGUUCGCUUUGGACAGCAGCGGCAGCAUUGACAGCAAUGAAUGGGCACUGUCCAAAUUAGCGGCCAGGGAUAUCCUUGCCAUCAUCAACUUCAUACCACACCCAGGGAGUAUUUAUCCCAAUGGACAUGAGAUUGGUCUGGUGCGCUUCUCUUGCACGGAACUGACAAAAGUCAUCUUCUCCCUGGGUACUUACCCGUACUACCCUGCCAAUGAUGCCGCUAUUGCUGCCGUGCCGAGAAACGGUACUGCUACGAAUAUGUACAAGGCCUUGAGGUUGUGUGAUGGGCAGCUUGGUGAUAGUGACAACCGCCUAGUUUGGAUGACCACUGAUGGACGCUAUAAUGAGGGGGGUGACCCGAUCCCCAUGGCAACUGCUAUGAAGAAGAAAGAAAUUAUCAUCUGUGUCAUUGCUAUUGGAGACGAUGCCGACAUGGAUGUGAUCAGCGCCAUCGCCUCGUCGAUAACAGUCAUGAACACCUCUGUCGACGCUUUCUCUGUGAAAUGUGUACUUAGAUACAACACCUAUGCCGAAUACAAGUCUGCCACGUACGCUGCCCGACUUAGGGUGGUACCACCGGAACUUUCCUCCUUUGCCUAGUCUGUUAUCUUAAAGUGCGAAGUAUAUAUAUACGUACAUUUUAGUAUGUAUUUGAUUUGACUUACUGAUGCAUUUCUGUACUGAUACAAAACUGGACGUCUGCUGCCUUAAUUUGAACGUUUUCAUGCAGUUAAAAUUUCUUUUGCCAAUGAUUAUGUUACACAAUCUAGCAUGUGUUUGAGUAGUUCUGAAAAGUGAGAUGUCACAACAUGCAAAUUGAUUAAAAGAGAAUAUGAAAAAAUAUUACAUACAUUUACACGAAAGAUUUUUGUGGCAAGAAUGAGGUGUGAUCAUUCUGUAAAUUUAAAUCUUUAUAUAUCUACUCCUAUAUUUUGUACAA